AGGUGCUGGAAUAAUUAAGAGAUAUCAGCUGGUCUCCUCGUUCACUGCGGUGGCUGAAGUUAUUCAUAGCACUGUGGUACUUAAAUGGGAAGUGCAGUGACUGCUGGUCCCAAAGGAGAGCCUUUUUUCACUUGGUGCCUGCACCAUAAUCGACAGUUCCUUCAAAGUAGCUGUGUCCAUUUGAGCAGUCAGUGGUAGAGGAGCAGACCAUGCUUGGGAUGAAGUGCAGGCUUUUCAUGGUUAUUUCAGGCCUGUAAUGCAAACAUUGGUCUUAUCCCAUUGAUCAUGAAUUCAUAGUCUAGCGGUAGACCAGAUUUAACUAGAUUCUCCACUAACUUCUCUAGCUUCUUCUGCAACCAGGUGGCAUCUCUUUGCUGGUAUCUGGAUUCACUUACCUUAUCUUCUAGGAAACUUUCCUGUUCAUUCCACCCACUUUCAGUGAAAAAGCUUUAAAACAUCCCGGACCCCCUUCCUUACAGCCUAGGGUACCCUAAUAUCCCUGAUCGCAAUUCAUAGAUAUGGUAAGAGGUGUGUGGCGAGGGGUUAGAAACUCAGAAAUAAACACAGAUGUGAAAUGUCUGAUUUUUGUGCUUUAAAAAAAAAACAAAACAAGAUUCAUACCUCUGACAUCAGAUAUUUAUUGGUUUAGAAUGGGCUAUCUGUGGUUGUCGCAGCACAUCUGGGUUUCAUGGGAGUGUACAUUUCUCUUACGGUUUUGGAGGUCGCCUAAAUUAUGCGUUGUGUCUUCUGGAGCGGGGGGCUCUGCAGGGCCUACCUGCUCAGCGGAGGUGUAGCACAAGAAGCACAAUCGCUGCCCAACAAAAUAGCCAAGUGGCUUGUGGGGGCAGGGAAGAGGAGCCUCCAGGCCCCUUGUGUUCUGUAUCUCUGACACCUCAUUGUAAGUGAGAUAUGACAUGCACCAAUGGCAUGUGCAGCCAAGCUUAAAAUAGCCCUCCAUCAAUCCCAUGCGAAUUCCCUGGGCUCCUUAUAUGUCCCAGUGCACAUGCUGCUCCACUUUGGGAGGAAUGAAUACAGGGGGGUGGGGGGAGGGAAUUGGUGCCCGCCAGCACCGCUCAUGGCACUCAGGCUGUAUCACCUCUAGCAGCCCUUUUUCAUACGUUCUCUCAAAUACAAAAGACUUUACAGUCCUCAUCCAAAUAGAGCGAAGUGUAAGAAAUUGGGCUUGGCUCAUCUAAGAUCGGGUUUUAUGCCCGCAGUAUUGGUGAGAAAUACGAGCAAGUCCUUGGCAACUGCAUCUCUCUUUGUCAGUCACCUUCUCUUACAGGAUCUUUCUUUGUCCCCUCUAAUAUAGGACUGCCAGAUGCUUUUAAACCAGUUGAGAGAAAUCACAGGGAUUCAGGAUCCAUCCUGCCUUCACAAUGCCCUGAAGGCUGCUAACGGUGAUCUAACAGAAGCCGUCACCAUCCUCACUGAGGAGCAGGUUAAAGAGCCUGUCCAGGAUGCUGUUGCUGCAGAACCGUCCAACGGUGAAGGGAGUGCUGUGGGCAAGGGGCUGCUGACUGAUGUGAUUGAUCUAACGCCGGAUAACAAAGGUGACCUCCAGGCAGUCAUUGCUCUCAGCUUAAUGGAGUCUCCAAAAGUCCAAACAGUGGAAAGGGAUGCUAACAGGUCAGUGAAUAUGGCCAACGAAACAAAUGCUGCAGAAAACAAAAAUCGCUCCAAAAGGAAACGAUGUGAAGUCUGGGGAGAGAAUCCCAAUCAAAACAACUGGAGGAGGGUGGAUGACUGGCCUGUUGGAUUGAAAAACAUUGGAAAUACAUGCUGGUUUAGUGCUGUCAUACAGUCUCUUUUCCAGCUGCCAGAAUUUCGGAGGCUGGUCCUUGGUUACACUCUCCCCCAAAGCGUGCUUGAGAACUGUCGAAGUCGCAACGAAAAGAGAAAUAUUGCCUUCAUGCAGGAACUUCAGUGUCUCUUUGCUUUAAUGCUGGGAACGCACCGUAGAUUUGUGGACCCCACUGCAGCGCUGGAGCUUUUGAGAGAGGCCUUUAGAACAGCUGAAGAGCAGCAGCAAGAUGUGAGCGAAUUCACCCACAAACUUCUGGAUUGGCUGGAGGAUGCGUUUCAGCUAGCUGUUAACGUUAACAGCAGCCCUGGAGACAAAUCUGAAAACCCAAUGGUACAACUUUUCUAUGGGACUUUCCUGACCGAAGGGAUCCACGAGGGCAACACCUUUUCCAAAAUAGAGGCUUUUGGCCAGUAUCCCCUUCAGGUAAACGGUUAUCGGGACUUGACCGAGUGCUUGGAAGGGGCCAUGAUAGAGGGGGAGAUUGAUGAGAAGGCAACAACUCAAUCGGUGAAAUAUGGACAAGAGCGCUGGUUUACGAAGCUCCCUCCAGUAUUGACUUUUGAGCUUUCCCGGUUUGAAUUCAAUCAAUCGCUGGGGCAGCCAGAGAAGAUUCACACGAAGCUUGAAUUUCCUCAGAUAAUUUAUAUGGACCGGUACUUGUACAGCAGUAAAGAGGCCAUUCAGAAGAAGAGAGAGGAGAUCAGGUUGUUAAAAGAGCAAAUCGCAGUUCUACAGGAGAAACUAGAAAGAUACAUGCAGUAUGGCUCUGGCCCAACCCGCUUCCCCUUGCCUGACAUGCUGCAGUAUGUCCUUGAAUUUGUCACCGCCAAGCUGCCUGCGGAUGGUCCCUCCACCCAGGAGUCUCAGGCGGCCCCUUUGGAGCCCCAAGCGGAGUCCCGUGUGUUGGAUGGGCCUCUGCUGCAAAACAGUGCAUUAAAAAUGGAGGAUGCUGAGAAAUCUGAAGAUGCGACCUCUGCUCCAGCAGACACUCAGCCACAGCCAGAACCAGUGAGCAAGCCGGUCCAUUCCUCAGCUUCACUGACGAGAGUGCCUGAGCGCCCAGCCCCUCACGUGGCCACCAAGGAGGAAAUGAGCCUGGUUCGGACAUGCCUGCAGCGCUGGAGGAGUGAGAUUGAACAGGACAUUCAAGAUUUGAAGGGCUCUAUUGCCCAAAUCAGCCAGUCCAUUGAGAAGAUGUACUGUGACCCUCUCCUCCGUCAGGUUCCUUAUCAUUUGCAUGCAGUCCUGGUUCAUGAAGGCCAAGCAAAUGCAGGUCAUUACUGGGCCUAUAUCUAUGACCAGCCCCGGAAGAGCUGGCUUAAAUACAAUGACAUCUCAGUGACAGAAUCAUCAUGGGAAGAGCUGGAGAGAGAUUCAUUUGGAGGCCUGAAGAAUGCCAGUGCCUACUGCCUGAUGUACAUAAAGGAUAAGAUGUCACGCCACAUUGCAGAUGAUGAUGCAGGGGCUGGGCAAUUCCAGAAGGAAGUUGAAGGCCUGCCACCUGAACUGAAGCAUUACAUACAAGAGGACAACUGGAGGCUUGAACAGGAGGUGGAGGAAUGGGAAGGGGAGCAAUCCUGCAAGAUCCCUCAGAUUGAGCCAUCAUCUGCUUCUGAAUCUCAGGAUUUCUUUUCUGAAUCAGGACAAGAUCAGUCUUCAGCCUGCGAGCCUGACCUGCACUCAUUGUCUUCCCAACAUGCCAUGAUGGCGAAGGAGCAGACCGCCCAGGCCAUUGCCAACACGGCUGAUGCCUAUGAGAAGAACGGUGUGGAGGCGGCUCUGUGCAAGCCGGAGGAGGCUGAACCAGCAAAGGCCCUGCCAAGCGCAACAGCCCUUAAAGCUCAGGCAGAACAGCAGCAGGAUGCUAAAGGGACAGAGUCUGCUGCCCAGCCUGGCUCGCAGGUCUCUGAAGUGGAGAUCCCUAGUGUGGGGAAGAUUCUGGUUAGAUCUGACGCAGACGGAUAUAACGAGGAGGUGAUGCUUAGUCCAGCCAUGCAAGGUGUGAUCCUGGCUAUUGCCAAAGCCCGUCAGACCUUUGACCGGGAUGGGUCUGAAGCGGGGCUUGUUAAGGCCUUCCGGGAAGAGUAUUCCAGACUGUAUCUACUGGCCAAAGAGACCCCAACACCUCAGAGCGACCCCCGGUUGCAGCAUGUGCUUGUCUACUUCCUGCAGAACAACGCUCCCAAGCGGGUGGUGGAGCGGACGCUGCUGGAGCAGUUUGCAGACAAGAACCUCAGCUACGAUGAACGGUCCAUUAGUAUUAUGAAGGUAGCACGGGCUAAGCUGAAGGAGAUUGGCCCUGAUGAUGUGGAUAUGGAAGAGUACAAGAAAUGGCAUGAAGACUACAGCUUAUUUCGCAAGGUGUCUGUUUAUCUGCUGACGGGGUUGGAGCUCUACCAGAAUAGGAAGUACCAGGAAGCGCUGACCUACUUGGUGUACGCCUACCAAAGUAACACCACCCUGCUGAGGAAAGGGCCUAACCGGGGAGCAGACGAAUCACUGAUUGCUUUGUACAGAAGAAAAUGCCUGCUGAAGCUGAACGAUGUGGCGGCAGCUCUCUUUAUAAGCAGCGAUGAGGCGCACGUGGCAGAGGGCGUUAGCAUCCUGAAUGAGCUGAUCAUCCCCUGCAUGCACCUCAUCAUCAACAACGACAUCUCGCAGGAUGACCUGGACGCCAUUGAGAUCAUGAGAAACCGCUGGUGUUCUUACCUGGGACAAGAAGACAUGAACGGUAGCAUGCCAAUCACUUGUUUUCAUCUCCAGCCCCCUGUGUUCUGGCUGGGUCCUGCAUCUGAACUAGAAAAAGACUUCACUGGCCAUUUAAAACACUCCCUGUGUCAUUCUUAGUAUUUGCAUGCUGUACUGUGUAAAACUGUCUGCUCCUAUUGCCCGCGAAUGGUGUGGUGGAAUAGUGUGAUUGGGGCUUGUCCUUAAGCUACAGGAAGUAUUUCCUGCGUGUUGAAUGUUUUUGAAUUAGGAGACAGAUACCUCAGUCUCUUCUUGCUCUUUUUAUCAUCCUGAGUUUCCACCUUCCCAGCCAGCAGAUUUUCUUGGUCUCUCUUGUGUGCUGGCCUGGAAGAGGAGAGAACAUCUGGGUGCCUCUUUACUUCUCAAGCAUGUGAUAUCGGAUGCACUCUGAUGUUACACUGUGAUAGGGACACUACCAAUCACUUUUUUCUUACAGCCCAGAGCUUCAUAACUACCCAUCAGUUUGUAUUGCGCUCUACUUUCCCAAAAGGUGUUGAGGAAUGGAUGAGAGCAGCUCGCUGUCCAGCUUGGAAAAUCAGGGUCCUGGAUUGCUAGAGAGAUGAUGGCUUUUUCUGCAUCUGUGUUUCAGUACUGGAUGCCUGGUUUGCUCCAGGUUUUGUUUUUGUAUGAUAAAAUUAAGUCUCCCUGAUUUCUUCUCAGCUUGAGUGGGAGGCCUGGCUGGAGGCUCUCAACACUGCUCUCUUCUACCAGCAGAGGGUAAACUUGCCACAACAGAAAGAGGAGUUUUGUUCUCCAAAUGUAGAGCAGGGAAGCUGAAAAGAUUGGCUAGCAGCGUCACUUCCCCGGGUCUGGCCUUACUGUACCUGCAGUUGUUUUUUGGAAACCCAACUGGUGGUGAAGGAGAUGUGGAAGGAGCAACACCUGCCUCUUUCUACCUCCAUUGUGUUCUGUAGACCAACCGCGGAGUUGCCUUCCUCCUCGCAUGGUUAUGCUAUGUACAAAAUUUCUUGGGCAGUAAGUUGGGCGGUUGAUACUUAGUCUUUCAGAAAAAAGAAAAGGGCAUUAUUUUUGGCACAUUCACCUGGCGAAUCUCAAGCCCUUCCAAGGUGUUGUCUGUCCAGGAGCAGAGCGCUGAGUCUGAAAGCUUUUGUUAGCAUUGGAUGUGCUAGGCCUGCUGCGGGGAUGACCCGCCUGGUAUGCCGGUGAGUGAAUAGUGAGCUCACAGUUUGCUGUGCUUGCUAGCAGCUUGAGCUGGUUCUGUGAUGGGGCACAUCAAUAACUUGAAGACUUUCUUUUUCAAUUUGCUUCUCUCUGCCCAACCUCUGUUUCUGUGCCUGAACAGAAGAGUGUCGCUCUGGCUGUCCCAAAGCAGGUGGUUUUGGUUUUGCACUGUUUAAGAGUCAUAGAUUUGACUCGUUAUCUGAUGUUGGCGUUGGCACUGGUAUAUUGUAGCAUAAAGGCACCCGUCAUGGUC
Messenger RNA from Gavialis gangeticus (Gharial), 5990 nucleotides. RefSeq names its product ubiquitin specific peptidase 28 (gene USP28). The record is from RefSeq and is a predicted model, not a curated record. Gene Ontology annotation, biological process: protein deubiquitination; DNA damage checkpoint signaling; regulation of protein stability. The transcript is spliced from 24 exons. Gene Ontology annotation, molecular function: cysteine-type deubiquitinase activity; cysteine-type endopeptidase activity; protein binding. Bases 1322 to 4654 code for a protein of 1110 amino acids. NCBI's taxonomy places the organism in Eukaryota, Metazoa, Chordata, Crocodylia, Gavialidae. Gene Ontology annotation, cellular component: cytosol; nucleus.